Planococcus citri (citrus mealybug) is the source of this 1453-nucleotide messenger RNA. RefSeq names its product solute carrier family 35 member E2A-like. Bases 150 to 1259 code for a protein of 369 amino acids. Gene Ontology annotation, molecular function: antiporter activity. Gene Ontology annotation, cellular component: Golgi apparatus. NCBI's taxonomy places the organism in Eukaryota, Metazoa, Arthropoda, Insecta, Hemiptera, Pseudococcidae. The record is from RefSeq and is a predicted model, not a curated record. The transcript has 8 exons.
UAUCACUAUUGUGCGCGUAAUCAGUAAUCGGAAAUGAACGAGUGAUAAUCGUUACAAGAAAUGAAAUUAUGUGAUGAACGUUGAAAAAGUUUCAAAUAUUACGAACAUAAUGAACAUAAUUAUAAAAAAUAAUUCAAUCGGCUUUAAAAAUGAAUGACGGACAAUCCGAAGACAUGAUGAUGAAUCAAUCAUUCAAAGAAAAUGAUACCACCGAGCUACUCCAGAACUCCAACGUUUCCAGAGAUCACAUUCCAGCCAAAAAUAUCAGAUUGAGGAACAGUGAUCCGAAAGGAUUGUGUAAUUUUCGAGCAUUUUUCUUCCUCGUGUUAUGGUAUAUUUUCAGUGGAUGUACUUUAUUCCUGAACAAGUAUAUUUUAUCUUACAUGCAUGGAGAUCCGACUAUACUUGGAACUUUCCAAAUGCUGAUGACGACUGUAUGCGGAUUUAUUCAGUUAUUUAUUCCUUGCGGUAUGUAUAGUCCUGUUCAACGCACAAGUCAUCCACCUGGGUUUUACAAACACAUGACAUUUGUUGGCUGUACGAGAUUCAUAACUGUAUUAUUAGGUUUAAUAUCCAUUGAUUACGUCGCUGUAAGUUUCACCGAAACUAUAAAAAGUUCUGCACCAAUAUUCACUGUACUGAUAUCGUGGAUUAUUUUAGGUGAAGAAACAGGAUUCUACGUUAAUUUAUCCUUGAUUCCUGUCAUGGGUGGAUUAGCUCUAUGUUCAGUUACGGAACUGAGUUUUAAUUUCAUUGGUUUUGUCGCAGCGAUGGCUACCAAUUUCACAGAAUGUUUACAAAACGUGUAUUCUAAAAUGUUGAUAAGUGGAGAAAAGUUUCGGUUUACACCUGCCGAACUGCAGUUCUACACGAGCAUGGCCUCAAUCGUUGUACAAAUACCAGCCACUUUCUUGCUAGUCAAUAUUAAAGAAUUUUUAAGUACGACGGAAUUUCAUACUUAUUUAGCCUUUAUAUUGAACGGAAUAUUCUUCCAUUUUCAGUCAAUCACAGCGUAUGUUUUAAUGGAUUAUAUUAGUCCAGUAACCCAUAGUGUUACCAAUACGGUGAAGCGAGCUUUCCUUAUUUGGUUAUCAGUGAUAAUGUUUGGAAACCCAGUAACAUUUUUGAGUGGUCUUGGAACUGUGAUAGUUAUUAUUGGAGUUACGUUGUACAAUAAAGCGCAAGAAUACGAUAAAUUAUACAAAUUGGCAAAAUAUAAAUCGGACGAUGAGUCUUCAAUGAAAGUAAGAUCAAUUUGAUGAUCUCUAUGGAAACAGAUGUUCCUAAACCUAUGUGAUAUUUCAUUCCCAUGUCCGGAUUUCCAUACUUGAAAAUCUUUUCGCUUGAAGAAAAAAACGUUGCAAAAACCACCUUCGUUCUACUUUUUAAUGUGUUAUUCAUGUGUGCUGUUUGCAAUUGUUUGCUUAGGUGUUAACAUCGUUGAACGAAUUGU